Messenger RNA from Aspergillus ochraceoroseus IBT 24754, 1878 nucleotides. RefSeq lists its product as uncharacterized. The record is from RefSeq and is a predicted model, not a curated record. The transcript has 3 exons. The coding region runs from base 1 to 1878 and encodes 625 amino acids. Lineage: Eukaryota; Fungi; Ascomycota; Eurotiomycetes; Eurotiales; Aspergillaceae.
AUGAAGCUGGUGGCCGCGGGAGUAGGGCUGGGGCUGUUCUUCACACUUGUUGCUCUUGCAACUUCAUUGAUACGCGCACUGCUUGCUUCGCGGCAGUUGGUUUCCCUGUCGGACAAGGGCCAGACAGUACUGGGGAAACCACUGGUGUUCCGAAUGAAGUUCAGCCAUACACGCCGCCGACCUGUAAAGGACCGGUUUGAUAACCGGUUCCUGGUUGUGGGCAUUCCGGUUGGGCUUCGCUGUCGCUUCGGCAAUCUCCUGGCGAUUGACGACGACUCUCUCGAUGUAUCCUCGCCUCCCGGCCGAGGCACUGACUUCUCUUGGAACCGCAUUGUCUCCCAUUUUAGCUGCUGGUUCAGCUUUGACUCUGCGCGAUUUCUGCAUCGAGGAGACCAUGGGGUGGAUUUGAGGGAGAAAUUGGACAAUUUCCUCCGGUCUCAGAAUGAAGACCCGGCCCAAUGGCCUUACGCCUACGUCCUGAGCGUUCCUCAGUUCCUGGGUUGGGUCCGCAACGUUGUCGUGUGGUGGUAUCUCUACAACGAAAACAGAGAGCUGGACGCAGUGAUAUUGGAGAUCAAUAACUCUUACUGGGAGAAACGAAACGUGCUGGUGAGAGUUGAUCGAGUUUCCGACAAGCCUACUCUUCCCGCUGAAGCACCCGAAGCACUGCAAUAUCUAGAUGACCGACAGUUGGUGCAGUCUUUGCCCUCUGCACCCCGCGCAACCUUUUACAAAGGGGUCUGGCACAAGUAUAUCUUUGCGUCCCCAUUCGAAAAGGUUGACGGCGUGGUAUCGAAUCGAUUCAUCGACCCCCUCCAGCCCAGCGCCUGGAAAGCCAACGCUCCUUUUUCGAACAUGGUGACGAUGGAGGAAUCUGGCGAGGUGAGGAUGACCACCCGCUUGACUUGUGCUGGCCCUCCGAUUGAUCCCACCCAAAUGAGUGCCUGGGACGUGGCCCGCCUUGUUUUCUGGUGGACGCUGCCGGGCGUGUUGACCACCCCGGAGAUCGUUUUCAAGGCUCUGAAAAUCCGGUUCUCGGGAGCCAUGAAGAUGAACUCCAAGCCGCCUGUGCGCAGCGGCAGCGUGGGCCGCAAUAUUAAGAAGCUGGAAAUCGAUCUCGAGCCCUUCUUCCGCGCAUACCUUUCAAGCUGCCUGGACGCCUACCCAUACCCGGUCGAACUCUCCUACCUCCCAUGCCGGUCAUUCACCAACGACAUUAUCCGCAUGCGGUCCCCGUCGUAUAGAGAGGAGGACCCCAGCACAGCUCGCCUUUCAGUUGAGCCGACUGACCCCCAGUUUUACACCCGGCUCAUCCACUACCCCGACGCGAAGACAGCGAUAGCACGAGAAACACAACCGACAGGGCACGUCGCCGACCCGACAGCUCAACGGCUGAUUGUUUCCGAUCCCGCGCUUCUGACCUCGAUACUGGAAUCGGCAUCAUCUCAAAAGAUUCAACCCCUGUUCCAGGGCGGCGCCCUGCCUCCGAACCGAAGACCUCGACAAAUCCUCGCAUUGUUCCGCGGGAAAUCAUCCCUCACAUUUAUGGACGAGUUUGCUCUUGCCUCGUCAGCUGCAUCCGCGCGCGCAGUCUACAUAUCUUCCGCACUCCGACUACUCAGCGCGCGUGCACUCGCCUUCCGCUCCCAGACCCUCCUGGGCAUAUACAUCUUCUUUGCCGGGUGCCUGAUGCGAUGGCUAGUUCUGGAAGGGCUUCUGGGCUGGGCCAGCAAAGCCUCGGCUUCCAGUUUACACAUGGAUCUCCGGUGGAGCGCACUGAUGGGUAUUACGGCGUAUUUGGUCGUCAUGAGACUUUGCACGGAGAUGAAGAAUCGGCUGCUUUGCUGGGGGCUCGGACUCACCCAGAUGACGAACUAG